Molecule: messenger RNA, 1908 nt
Organism: Parathielavia appendiculata
Lineage: Eukaryota; Fungi; Ascomycota; Sordariomycetes; Sordariales; Chaetomiaceae
Exons: 6
Coding region: 231-1703 (490 amino acids)
Biological process (GO): tRNA N1-guanine methylation; mitochondrial tRNA methylation
Cellular component (GO): cytoplasm; mitochondrial matrix
Molecular function (GO): tRNA (guanine(37)-N1)-methyltransferase activity
Source: RefSeq, a predicted model, not a curated record
CUUUCCCAUACUUACAAGUGAUCAUGUCCAGACCACUCAAAGAAAGAUGUGUCUACUUUAGACCCCUUGGUUCUGAGCAUGAACUCUCUGUUUUCACGCGUGAACUUCGACUUCCAUUGGCCAGUUUCUCUUUUCAGCGGGUCUCACUCACCUGUGCGCUCCGUUCAUUGUGUGCUCGAUUUCGAUUUGGCCUAAUUUGACAGGGGAAGGACUGGGGUGUGGAGGGCAAGAUGACCAUUUUCCGGCCGCCAAUCGUCCGCACAGGCACGGCGGCCCUCAACCGCGCCCUCUUCUCCAAGACAGUCGACAUUGCUGCCGCCGCCGUGCUGGAUAACAGGCUCAUUUCAAAGUACAGAAAGUCACUUGAGACUGGCCGAGAGAUUCUGCAUGCUGAACGCAUCUCUCCCAUCCGGCCCCAUCCAGACAAGGCACUCGCGGAGCAGGGGCGCAAGUGUCUUCUCCUGAAUCCCAGUGUGCGGCCUGAAGCCUCGGACACAUGGGGUCCGGUACUAAAAGAAGGUGUCGCCAAUGAGGAGUUAACGGUUGUUCCCUACGCGCUGCAGCUCGACUACGACUACUGGACUUAUCGUGAUGUUAUGGACUCCAUUCUGCCUGAAGAUCUUCAUGAUGAGAUCCCCUCUGGCUUCAACAUCGCCGGUCACGUAGCACAUCUCAACCUGCGCGACAACUACCUCCCCUACAAGAACCUGGUAGCAGAGAUCAUACUAGACAAAAACCCUCAAAUAAAGACCGUCAUCAACAAGGUCGACAAUGUCGGGUCUGAGUCCGAGUUUAGGACCUUCCAGUACGAAGUCCUGGCCGGGCCAGAUGACUUGAAUGUGCAGGUGUCGGAGAGCGACUGCAUCUUCGAGUUCGACUACUCCAAGGUCUACUGGAACAGCAAGCUCGAGUCGGAACACCGCAGACUUAUCAACCUGUUCCAACCGGGCGAGGUCGUUUGCGACGUCAUGGCCGGCAUCGGGCCUUUCGCCGUGCCUGCCGGCAAGAAGCGUGUCUUUGUCUGGGCCAACGACAAGAACCCCGAGAGCUUCAAGUGCCUCGAGGCCGCCAUCAAGAAGAACAAGGUCAUGCCCUUCGUGCGUCCCUUCUGCGAAGACGGCCGCGUCUUCAUCCACCAAGCCACCGAUUCGGUUCUCGAGGCUUCACAAAAGGGCGAAUGCGCCGUCAUCACUCGCAAGGAGCCCCUGCCGCAGGCCAAACUCACCACCACCAACAUCACCACCACCGCCAACAAGACCAACAACAAAUCUUCCAACUCCCGCUCUCGCUUCGCCAUCCGCGAGGACCGCAUCCCCAUCCCGCCUACCAUCUCCCACUUCGUCAUGAACCUUCCGGCCUCGGCCAUCGAGUUCCUGCCAGCGUACCGCGGCGUCUACGCCGGGCGCGAGGCCCUCUUCGCCCCGCACACGGCGACCAAGCUACCCCUGGUGCACGUGCACUGCUUCUCGGUCAAAGCCCCCGCCCACGACGAGACGCCCGCCCGCCUCGACAUCUGCGAGCGCAUCACCAAGCAUCUGGGCUUCGCCGUUCGUCCCCGAGGCGAUGGCGAGGGUGAGGAGGGAGAGGAGGAGGAGGAGGGCUUGGUGGCGGUGCAUUGCGUGAGGGACGUGGCGCCGGCUAAGAGCAUGUAUUGUGCUAGCUUUCGGCUGCCGAGGGAGGUUGCUUUUGCUGCGAGAGGGUAAUAAAUAAGACAAGGCGGGUUGCAUGGUGGUGGAGGUUGUUCAUGGGUGGUGUUUCUUUGCUGAAGAGAGCGAGCCGUGAAGUCAUCCAUCUCGUAUCUUGGAGGCUUUUCGAUAAGAUAGGCUCUUUGUUAGCAUUGUAAAGUUUUCUGGCUUGAUUGAGAAGCACAGAUGGGUACCAUCAUUCCAGUCAGUCAUCAAGGAGCUG